Molecule: messenger RNA, 954 nt
Organism: Microthlaspi erraticum
Lineage: Eukaryota; Viridiplantae; Streptophyta; Magnoliopsida; Brassicales; Brassicaceae
Source: the annotation of a GenBank genome assembly
AUGGAGAUAAUUCAAGAUGAUCGUGGAAUUUUCUUAUCACAAGAAAAGUAUGCCAACAAACUCAUUGAGAAGUUUGGCAUGAAUGGAAGCAAGAGUGUAAGUUCUCCACUUACACCAAACGGCAAAAAGAUAGAAGAAGAUGGAGAGUACGGUGAACCAACAAAGUUCAGAAGCAUUGUUGGUGGUCUGUUGUAUAUUUGUGCAUCACGACCAGAUGUGAUGUUUGCAAGUUCUUAUCUCUCACGAUACAUGUCUGCGCCGCUCAUGAAGCAUUAUCAGGAAGCCAAGAGAGUCCUGAGAUACAUCAAAGGUACAUCAAACUUUGGAGUUUUAUUCACAAGUGUUGAAAGUCCAGAGUUGCUUGGCUACUCAGACAGCGAUUGGGGUGGUUCGGUUGAAGACAAAAAGAGUACAUCUGGGUAUGUUUUUACUCUUGGAUCAGGAAUGUUUAGUUGGCAGUCAAAUAAACAACAAACGGUGGCACAAUCAACAGCAGAAGCAGAGUACAUUGCGGUGUGUGCAGCAACAAAUCAAGCAAUCUGGUUGCAAAGGCUUCUCGAAGAACUUGGUUUCAAGUCUCAACAUGGUGUCCCGAUUUACUGCGAUAACAAGUCUGCAAUUGCAAUUGUAUUGCGAAGGAGAAGUUCAACUCGCAGAUCUUCUAACAAAGGCACUUGGCGGGUCAAGGUUGGUUUCAAGUCUCAACAUGGUGUCCCGAUUUACUGCGAUAACAAGUCUGCAAUUGCAAUUGGUAAGAAUCCUGUGCAACACAGAAGAACUAAGCAUAUAGAGAUCAAGUAUCACUUUGUUCGAGAGGCUGAACACAAAGGCUUGAUUCAACUCAAGUAUUGCGAAGGAGAAGUUCAACUCGCAGAUCUUCUAACAAAGGCACUUGGCGGGUCAAGGUUUGAAGAACUACGAAGGAAGCUUGGAGUGAGACCGAAACUCAAUUAA